This is a messenger RNA of Helobdella robusta, 789 nucleotides long. RefSeq lists its product as hypothetical. The transcript has a single exon. The record is from RefSeq and is a predicted model, not a curated record. The coding region runs from base 1 to 789 and encodes 262 amino acids. Gene Ontology annotation, biological process: protein polyubiquitination; protein monoubiquitination. Lineage: Eukaryota; Metazoa; Annelida; Clitellata; Rhynchobdellida; Glossiphoniidae. Gene Ontology annotation, molecular function: ubiquitin protein ligase activity.
AUGGAAGCCUCGUUCGAACCAACAUUAUCUUACUCCAAGUUGAAACCUGACGAUUGUGUCAUAUGCUUGCGUGUCAUACAACCAUCAAGAAAGGCCAAAAUAUAUGGAUGUUUGCAUGCUUUUUGCUUCGAAUGCAUCAAAGAGUGGGCUAAGAAAAUACGUUCCUACUGCCCAAUUUGUGAUCAGGAAUUCAGUUACGUGCUUCACAACCUACGUGAAGAUGGCCACAAUGAUGAAAAUAAUUUUCCUGGAGAUUUCUACUUGGUGGAGUACGCGCAUGUUAAUGUUUUGAACGACGACGAUGAAGAAGCUGAAAAUGACAAUAGAAUACAAUCAAAUGACAAUGAGGAAACAGUGCAUUCAAAGGAUGAUAGAGCACUUUCGGAUGAUGAUGACGACGAAUCAAAAGAAAGUAGUCGGAACAUCAGCGAUAGAGAAUUGGAUGAAUUUUGGGAUAAUUUUGGCGACCUAAGCAAAAAUUCCGCAUUGUCGGAUUCAGAAAAUAAGAAAAGUGACAGAAAGAGUUAUCAACAAAACUGUAAAAAAAAGGAUAGUAUUGGUGAUGGUGAUGGAAAGAGAAGCGAAGAAGAUAAGAAAGAUGAUAGUGAGGAUGAUGAAGAUGACGAAAAAGAUGAUGAUGAUGAUAAUGAUGAUGAAAGUGAUGACAGCGACGAUUCAGGCAACAAAAACGUUGAAGCGACCAUGAACGUGAAACGAAAGGCUGACGACGACGAUGACGAAAUGAAUGAAUUAACGAAGAAGUUCGGCAGAUUUGAGUUCACUGAAUAA